CUCCACUCUGACAUGGAUAAAGGUGACGGUCAGGUGAGGUAUGUCCUGAAUGGUGAGGGAGCGAUGUCCAUCUUCACCAUUGAUGAGAAGACAGGAGACAUUCAUGCCACCAAGAGGCUUGACCGGGAAAAGCAGGCGUAUUACACCCUGAGAGCGCAGGCUCGAGACCACAUUACCAACCUGCCCGUUGAACCCGAGUCCCAGUUCGUUAUCAAAGUCCAGGACAUCAAUGACAACGAGCCCAAGUUCCUGGAUGGACCGUACACUGCCAGGGUGGCUGAGAGGUCUCCAGCAGGUACGUCGGUGGUGACGGUGGUGGCCUCAGACGCUGACGAUCCCACGUACGGAAACUCUGCCCGAUUGGUUUACAGCCUCCUGCAGGGUCAGCCGCACUUCUAUGUGGAGCCAAAGACAGGUGUGGUGCGGACAGCUCUACCUGACCUGGACCGGGAGGUGCGGGACCGUUAUCUGCUGGUCAUCCAGGCCAAAGACAUGAUUGGACAGACAGGAGGUCUGACAGGAAGCACCUCUGUCACCGUGACGAUCACUGACGUCAACGACAACCCGCCCCGCUUCCCCCGCAAGAGUUACCAGUUCAGGGUUCCAGAGUCGGUUCUGGUUCCAGUGGUGGUUGCUAGGUUCAAGGCUGUGGAUCUGGACGUUGGUGUGAACGCUGAGAUGGACUACAGGAUCCUGGACGGAGACGGAUUGGGAGCCUUCAGGAUGACCACUGAUCCAAACACUCAGGAGGGACUAGUCACACUGCGAAAGAGUCUGGAUUUUGAGACCAAGUCAAGCUUCACGCUGCGCGUCGAGGCGUCCAACCGUUACGUGGACACUCGUUUCCUGACAAUGAGUCCGUUCAGCGACGUGGUGACGGUUCGUCUGCAGGUGGAGGACGUGGAUGAGCCUCCAGUCUUCUCCUCUUCCGUCAGCUGGAUGGCGGUCUCUGAGGCAGCUGAAGUGGGAACUAAUGUGGGAUCAGUUUCAGCUCACGACCCCGACACCACCAACAGCCCCGUCAGGUACUCCAUCGACCGGAGGUCAGAUGUGGAGCGUUACUUCAACAUCGACAGCAGUUCAGGCGUGAUCACGACAGCCAGACAUCUGGACAGAGAGACCAGCGCUCUGCACAACAUCACCGUCCUCGCCACAGAGAGCGUGGAUCAGUCUCAGGUGGAGAAAGCUGUGGUUCUGGUCUCUGUGACAGAUGUCAAUGACAACGCUCCUGGCUUCGCCAUCGAGUACGAAACCUUUGUCUGUGAGAACAGCGAACCUGGACAGAUAAUUGAGACUUUGAGUGCUGCGGAUCGUGAUGAACCAGAGAAUGGACAUCACUUCCUGUUUUCUCUGAUCACAGAGACUGCUGGGAACCUCACCUUCACGCUGAGAGACAAUAAAG
Molecule: messenger RNA, 1402 nt
Organism: Plectropomus leopardus (leopard coralgrouper)
Lineage: Eukaryota; Metazoa; Chordata; Actinopteri; Perciformes; Serranidae
Source: RefSeq, a predicted model, not a curated record